GGCUAUGCGAGCUAAAGUCUUCUUAGUGUAUUCAGAAGCACUUUCGUCUAAUUGCACACGCCUUGCUCAAAUGAUUCAGGUCAUUCAGGACAAAUUACUUUCUGAAGUUGAGGUGUACAAUGCUACUGAAAACAACCAGAUUCCUCCACCUCUUCAGCGCCUUUUAACUUUUUUUGCAGAAUUGAAGCCCGAGGCAUCAUCAAAGGGGACACCUUUAUCUUUGAAGAUUGCAACUGCUUCUUGCAUGCGAGACAUGUAUCAUUAUGCUCGUGUUCGUGGCUUGCAUGCUCUCGAAUGCGUGAUAGACACUGCAUUGUCUCUUGUGCAAAGUGAGAAGCUUCAAGAAGCUUGUGAGGUUUGUCUUGGAUUACUUGUGUUGCUAGAAAAUACCGUCACUGGGUCUAUUGACUAGUCAUGAUUCAUUUUA
Molecule: messenger RNA, 427 nt
Organism: Olea europaea var. sylvestris
Lineage: Eukaryota; Viridiplantae; Streptophyta; Magnoliopsida; Lamiales; Oleaceae
Exons: 2
Coding region: 5-412 (135 amino acids)
Source: RefSeq, a predicted model, not a curated record